Penicillium paradoxum is the source of this 468-nucleotide messenger RNA. RefSeq lists its product as uncharacterized. The transcript has a single exon. The record is from RefSeq and is a predicted model, not a curated record. The coding region runs from base 1 to 468 and encodes 155 amino acids. Lineage: Eukaryota; Fungi; Ascomycota; Eurotiomycetes; Eurotiales; Aspergillaceae.
AUGCCACGUCCCGAACUAGCACGCGAUCCGUAUAAUGAUCAACGCAUCCACGUUCUACAAUGUAUUCACGAUGCAAUCUACUAUCUUCGCCAUGGGCCGCAUCGUCGCAACGACGUGCUUGACACGCUAGCAGAAGUUGCUGGCAUGACAGCCCUGAGCAUCUCCAGUGCGGUUUUGGAAGGUGAUCCUCAGUUCGAACGGCUUUGCCGUAAUCUUGAGCUUAUCUUGCCCGUCUCAAUCAGAAUUCUCAACAAGCAUAAUGACCGCCAAACAGACAGAGAGGUCGGUGAUGAUCUGAUUAGCUGCAUUCCUACCGUUUUGCAACAGCCCGAUCAAUGGAAUCCCGAGGUUGAGGAGAUCUCUGACGAGGAAGAAUUUGUGCGGCAAGAGCGGCAGGAUAGGGAGCGACAGAACAGAUCCCGACAUCGCCAUCAUCGUAAUCAUCACAAUCACCACCACCAUCACUGA